Molecule: messenger RNA, 1490 nt
Organism: Poecilia latipinna (sailfin molly)
Lineage: Eukaryota; Metazoa; Chordata; Actinopteri; Cyprinodontiformes; Poeciliidae
Gene: lsm14b
Product: LSM family member 14B
Exons: 8
Coding region: 85-1191 (368 amino acids)
Molecular function (GO): mRNA binding
Source: RefSeq, a predicted model, not a curated record
AUUGUUUCAGCAAAGUCUGAGCAGUGCAAUGUGUUGUAAGACAAUAAAACAAUUCAGAGCAUUUGUUCUAACGAUUAUUCAGCCAUGGCUUCUUCAAAGCCAUACAUUGGCUGUAGAAUAGGGUUAAUUUCAAAGGCCCAAAAUCGUUACGAGGGGAUUUUGUACACAAUUGACAAAAAUAAUUCCACAGUUGUGCUGGCAAAAGUAAAGUGUUUUGGAACUGAGGGGCGUCCUACUGAAAGACCAACACCCCCCAAAGAUGAUGUCUACGAGUACAUAACUUUCCGUGGAAGUGACAUCAAGGAUAUCGCACUCUGUGAAUCUCCAAGGUCUUAUCAUGGCCUACCCCCAGAUCCAGCAAUCAUACAAUCAUCCAGUUCAAGCUCGGGCAUAUAUCCAAGUCUUGGACUGUUUAGUCCCAUAGGGAUGCCUGUUUAUAAUCACCUUGCUGCCAGCUCCCUUCUUAGCCAGCAGUAUGCUGCUGCUCUUGGACUGGACCUGCAUUUCAGACGGGGCCCCAUGGUAGAGAAGGCUGUUCAAACCAUCCAAGUAGAAAGACGAAGAGGUUUGACUACUUCCCAGGAAAGACAGUGGAAUAAGAAGAGGCCCCCAAGGACCAGGAGAGUGAACUCCCAGCCUCAAAAGGAGCCCACUACCAGGAGUUCAGGCUCUGGUGUGACUUCUAAUCGAUCAGAAGCACAGCGGCAGAAGACUGACCGUCCACUGGCCAGAAGAAGGCAAGCAUCUCGACAUCGGAGUGGUAGUGGACAGCUGAUGAUGGCUAACGUUCCAUCGCCUAUUCUCAAAUUUGAUACAGACUUUGACUUUGCUUCAUCCAAUGCACAGUUUAUCAAAGAGGAGCUCGAGAGGGAGGUGCAAGAAAGAAGGAACCUAAAAGAUGAAGACAUUAAGAAGGCAAAAGCGAGGAUGCACGCAUUGCUGGACAAUGACAGUUUUAGCCCGAAAUGUUACUAUGACAAAGCAAAGUCUUUUUUUGACAAUGUCUCCUGUGAUAAUGGGCUUAGUUUCAGAUUAACAUGGGCUGAGGAACGGAAGCGCAAUUUGGAGACUUUUGGAGUCAGUGGCCGGUUCGUAAGAGGUCGAGGCUUAAGAGGUAGAUUUACUGGACGCAGAGGACGAGGAGCUGCUCAGAUUCUAUCUUUAGACAGGAUCCAGACAGGAUGGGUGUGAAGACCACAGAAAACUUAAUCUGGAUCUUUUUUUUUUUUUUUUUUGUCCAUUUCCUCAUUGUGUUGAACUUAACUGCCAAGAAACAUUUUUCUUUUUUUUUUUUUUUUUUUUUUUCUUUCGGCUUGUUUUGUUGACUGUAUAAGACAUCUUGUUUAUAUGGAUAAAGUAAUUUUGUUCUGAUUGACGUACUCAACAUUUGAAGUGUUCAACUGAUUUUUGUCAUGGUUUGAAGUCUUAAUUUGAGCACUUGUAUAAUUGUCAAAUACUGUAAAUACAAUGAAGUUAAAUCUGUAUUCAAA